Molecule: messenger RNA, 1430 nt
Organism: Lucilia cuprina (Australian sheep blowfly)
Lineage: Eukaryota; Metazoa; Arthropoda; Insecta; Diptera; Calliphoridae
Product: tetraspanin-18
Exons: 7
Coding region: 356-1165 (269 amino acids)
Cellular component (GO): membrane
Source: RefSeq, a predicted model, not a curated record
CAACAAAAUAGUUAAAAAGUGUAACGAAACUAAACAUAUGAUAAAUGGAAUAUUUGUGUUAUUUUUUUUAGUAAAAAACAAGUGAUUUUUAUGUUAAACAAAAAUUAAUUGUAAAAAAAUAAUUUAUAAGAAAAAACUCUUUGCUUUGGGAUUAUUGCAUCAAAAAGAAGGAUUUCUAUAUUUUUACCAUAAACUAAAGACAUCACCAUAAACGUCGUAACGCAACGUAAUCACACCUGAAUUACAACAAACAGAAAACGAACGAAACUCUUUUUUUUAUAUUAAAACGCGUUAACGCGCUUGAUCCAAAAAAAAAUAAGAAAUUAAAAAAAAAACAGACAGCAACAACAAAAAAAUGGGAUCCGAUUGUGGUGUUUGGAUUGGCAAAUAUGUGUUGUGCAUAUUUAAUUUUCUAUUUUUUAUCCUUGGCACGAUAGUUUUGGGCACUGGUAUAUGGCUGGCCGUUGAUAAGGCCUCUUUAAUAGCUUUAUUAAAAAUGGUCGAAAGUGAAAAUAUUAAUCAAUUUACCCAACCUCAAGUUAUUGAACAAAUGGCUUAUGUUCUGAUAGCCAUUGGUGGUAUAAUGUUUUUAAUGAGUUUCCUGGGUUACUGUGGGGCCAUACGUGAAUCUAGAUGUUUAUUGACAACGUAUGGCGUUUUCAUGAUCUUACUAUUAAUAGCUGAAAUCGUUGCUGGUGGCUUAGCGGCAUUUUAUAAAGAAACGGCACGCAAUGAAAGCAAAGGUUUCCUACAAUCAACCAUUACCAAAUACUAUACAACAGCUGAACACACUGAUGCUGUUACUCUUAUGUGGAAUCAAAUGAUGAGCACUUUUGGCUGUUGUGGCGUUGUGGAUUAUCGUGAUUUUGAAACCUCUGCGGGUUGGAUGAAUGGCAAAGGUAAUCACACCAUACCUGAGGCCUGUUGCAGAUUAAAGGAUAUUAAAAAUUUACUACCCGAAGAUGAGAGUUGUGUGACAAAUCCCAAUGAAACAAAUAGUUUUUAUUUAAAGGGCUGCUAUGAUGUAUUUACCGAAUGGAUUAUAUCCCAUCGUGAAAUAAUAAUUGCUGUUUUAUUCGGUGUGGGUGUAGUACAUCUAUUGGCCAUUUUCUUGGCCUUUUGCCUUUGCAAAUCCUUUGCCAAAUAUCAUGGCAUGAGACUGUAAACAUAAAUCUUCCCUAAUAAAUCAUUUUUUUUUAAUUGUUUUAUUAUUUACUUAGUAGAAACAAGGACCAUUUAAACAAAUUAUAAAACAAAAGUCAAUAAUAAAUUAAUUACUUGAAAUGUUUACUAAAGGACUUGUUGUCUUUAAAAAAAAAUUUUCAAAUUUUGACAAUUUUUUUAAUAAUUAAAUAUUUACUGUUUAGUCCUUUUUUUAAAUUAAUAUUUUAAAAUUAAAUAUCGUUUUGUUAACAGAAAAAAAGACAUUC